AUGGAAAAAUUUUCUUCUCGGUCACUCUCAAUGAACAAAGAUGUGUCAUAUGUGGCUCCCUUCAUUGCUUCUACCCAAUCUGGAACCACUGCAUCUAAGAUGGCGUACAUGGAACGCCUUGUUAGUGAACUCAACAAUUCUGAUCUUCGAGAUAACGCUAUUCGUGUGCUCUCCAAGAGGACUGACUUAUUCAAGGAACUUGCACCUUUAUUGUGGAAUUCUUUUGGUACCAUUGUGCUACUUUUACAGGAAAUAGUUUCAAUAUAUCCUAAUCUUUCACCACCAAAUCUCAGUUCUGCACAAUCAACUCGAGUGUGCAAUAUUCUUGCACUACUUCAGGGUGUGGCAUCUCAUUCUGAUACAAAAAUGUUGUUCAUCGAUGCUAACAUACCGUUGUAUUUGUACCCUUUCCUUAAAACAAGAAACAAUGUACCACAAUUUGAGCACUUGAGGCUUGCUAGUCUUGGAGUCAUUGGUGCAUUGGUGAAGGUUAACACCAAAGAAGUAAUAAGUUUUCUUCUUUCAAGUGAGAUAAUUCCAUUGUGCUUGAGCAAUAUGGAAAUCGGCAAAGAAAUAUCAAAAACCAUUGCAACAUUUAUAAUUGAAAAAAUUCUAGCAGAUGAAGAGGGUUUGGCUUAUGUUUGUGCCACAGUAGAACGCUUUUUUGCAGUAACUCGAGUUUUGGACAUGAUGUUGGAAACUCUUCAAAUACAACCUUCACUUCGUCUUUUGAAGCUUGUAAUUCAGUGCUAUUCUCGUUUGUCUAACAAUCAUAGCAGGGCUGGUAUUGCACUAACAAGAUGUCUUCCAAACAUGCUCAGAAAUACCACUUUCAUUAAUCACCUUCGUGAAGAUCCAGCAAUUUGGAGGUGGGUAAACGAGUUGUAUGAAAAUGUUGGGAAAAAUGAGGUUCCUUUAGUACCAGGUGGAGGAGUAAUCAAUGAUAGGGUUGGAUCAUCACUGUCAGGAAAGUGA
Messenger RNA from Vicia faba (fava bean), 975 nucleotides. The record is from the annotation of a GenBank genome assembly. NCBI's taxonomy places the organism in Eukaryota, Viridiplantae, Streptophyta, Magnoliopsida, Fabales, Fabaceae.